AAAAGAGAACUUCUCGCAUACCACCCAGCCGAUGUUGAAUUCUCCUUGUUGGGCCGGCCUAUGAGCAGAAGCCUCCUUCUAUGCCCGGCUCGUCGGCAGCUGGGACUCUUGGAAACUCCUUGUUCUGUGCCGUCAGCUAGCGGGCCGAGCUUCAAACUAUUCCCGAAUGUGGCACACGACACGGAAAAACACCGACUCAUGCUAUACCUUCGAAGAUCAUCAUUGUUGAGGUACUGCCACUCCGAUUGAUGCCCAACAAUUCACAUACUUCGACAAUCCAAGAGAGAAAACAGUACCUUCAUCAUGGCCACCACUGUGAGAAGUAUGGAAGACCAGCUCGAGCGCACACCCUCCGCCGUCGAAGGUGGCAACAAGUCAGACAACAAGGACAUGGACCUCCACACGGCCCACGAGCUUGAAAUAGCAUUUGUGCCCGACACAGAGCAAGAAAAGAGACUCGUUCGCAAGCUGGACUGCCGUUUGAUUCCAUGCUGCUGGGUUUUGUACUUACUCGGCUACAUCGACCGAGCCAAUAUUGGUAACGCAAAGACCGGUGGCAUGGCAGACGACUUCAACCUCACGUCGAGCCAAUACUCGAUCAUAGUCUUGGUCUUUUUUAUCUCCUACCUAAUAUGCGAGGUGCCGGCCAAUAUGAUCUUGACCAGGGUCAAACCUCAUUACUUUUUGCCAGGACUGGGGCUUGCAUGGGGCACCCUAGCCGCGCUCAUGGGAGCAACCAAAAACUGGAGUCAGGUAGCCGCCUUGCGGUUCCUUCUUGGCGUUGCUGAGGCUGGAUUCGCCCCGGGUUGUGCAUUUUAUCUUUCCUCGUGGUAUCGCAAGUAUGAGCUAGCCACUCGUUACGCACUUCUAUAUACCUCUGUACCACUUGCCGGCGCCGUCUCCGGUCUUCUCGCGGAAUUGAUCACAGAAUACAUGGAUGGCUCUGGUGGUAUAGCGGGAUGGAGGUGGCUGUUCAUCCUAGAGGGCCUUGGUUCCAUCCUCGCAGCUGUGGGUACCUUUCUCUUGAUGCCAGAUUAUCCCUCUACCAGCAAGCGAUUCCUCAACGAGUCGGAGACACUGCUUGCUUGCAGUCGACUAGCCGUGGAUGGCAUUGGUCUGGCACAGGGCGCACACGGCGAGAGGCUUGGUCAUUGGAAGGCUUUCAAGAUGUGUGUUGUCGAUUGGAGGACUUGGGCUCAAUGCUUGAUGUUCACCCUGGUCACUGGGUCGCAGACGAUGCAAUAUUUCAUUCCAACAUUGGUCGGAACCUUUGGGUGGAAAGGUCAUGUGGGACAAUACCACACGAUCCCAGCUUACGCAGCGGCACUCGUUUACGUCGUGUUAGCGUGCUGGCUCGCCGACAGAUUCAAGAUGAAGUGGCUUUUCGUCACUGGGCUAUCCGGCCUUGGGUUUGUGUUGUUCAUCGCAGUGAUUGCAUCUUCGAACCUGAUGGCUCGGUACGUCCUUACGAUUUUCGCUUUCGGAACUAUAUACGGGUGUUCGCCGCUGGUGAAGACAUGGGUCGUGGAUGUCAUCCCCAAUCCUGCAGAAAAAAGAGCAAUUGCCAUCGCUCUUAUCAACUCGAUUGGCAAUGCCUCUUCCAUCUACGGAUCGUGGCUGUGGCCAGACAAGGACGCGCCGAAUUAUGUUCCAGGUUUUGCAACCACGACUUCAUGGCUUGGCCUCUUGUGCGUGCUGUCAGUGGUCUUUGCCUGGCUUUUCAAGAAAUAUCCGAUCCAAAAGCUGGAUCAUGUCGAUGUCAUGGAAAGCGAGUUGAGAGCCCAGCGAGAAGGCGACGAAGCCCGCAAGACGAAGGCCUGAAGUCACAAGGGCAGGUCUUGGGAAUGCAUGUUCUUCGGAGUGAAACUCAUAGUGCGACUUCCUGGCUUUGGGGCAAGGGCGUCAAGUACAUAGUAGCCACGAGACGGUAGAGCUGGCGCACUCUAGCCACUGCACACCACCGACGGGUGCUAGAUGGGACAGCGCAUAUCGUAUCUAAGUCUGAGUCGUA
Exophiala viscosa is the source of this 2011-nucleotide messenger RNA. Its product is annotated as nicotinamide mononucleotide permease. Gene Ontology annotation, molecular function: transmembrane transporter activity. The coding region runs from base 304 to 1821 and encodes 505 amino acids. Gene Ontology annotation, cellular component: membrane. The transcript is spliced from 7 exons. NCBI's taxonomy places the organism in Eukaryota, Fungi, Ascomycota, Eurotiomycetes, Chaetothyriales, Herpotrichiellaceae. Gene Ontology annotation, biological process: transmembrane transport. The record is from RefSeq and is a predicted model, not a curated record.